AACAUCCCACCAGCCCGCAAUUUCUAAGUUGGUGACCCGAAUUUCAGUGCGGUCUCUCUGACUCAGUGAAACUUCUAAAACAACAGCAUAUACUCUGCAGAGAGGAUAUUGAAAGGCCUAGAAUUUCAAUAUCGCAAUCAUGGCAGCUGUUGAAGCCACUGCGAAGGCUAUGGAGAAUGCCACAAUCUCCAAAACUAAGGAGUUGAAAGGCACUGAGAAGAGAGACAAACUUAUUGCAAUCGAGAGAAAGUACCAAGCACAAUGGGAAAAGGAUGGUGUAUUUCAACCGGAUGCUCCUUCAACUUCCGAUGUUCCCCUCCACUCUGUCUCCGCCGCAGAGUUGCGCGAACAGCACCCUAAAUUCUUUGGUACCAUGGCAUAUCCUUACAUGAACGGCACUCUUCAUGCUGGUCACAGUUUCACCGUCAGUAAGAUCGAGUUUACUGCAGGUUUCGCACGUAUGCAAGGAAAGAGAACUCUGUUCCCUAUGGGUUUCCAUUUGACAGGUUUACCUAUCAAAGCAGCCGCCGACAAGCUUGUGAAGGAGAUCAAGCUUUUCGGAAAGAACUUUGAAAACUACAAGGAAGAAGAGGUCUCGGAAGAGAAGACAAACACCCCUACACCAACCACCCAUCACGAAGACGUCACUAAAUUCACCGCGAAAAAAGGAAAGGCUGCCGCAAAAGUUGUCAAGAUGAAGUACCAAUUCCAGAUCAUGGGGGCAUUAGGCAUUCCAUUGGAAGACAUCCAUCAAUUCGCAGACCCACAUUACUGGGGUGCCUACUUCUCUCCUCUGUGUAAACGAGACCUUACGAAUUUUGGAGCUCGUAUUGAUUGGAGGAGAUCGUUUGUUACAACUGACGCCAACCCAUACUAUGAUGCUUUCGUCCGAUGGCAGAUGAACCGCCUCAAGGAGCUUAAGAAAAUUAAGUUCGGAAAGAGAUACACAAUUUACUCGCCAAAGGACGGACAACCAUGCAUGGACCAUGAUCGAAGUGACGGAGAGGGUGUUGGCCCACAAGAUUACUUAGCCAUGAAGUUAAAGGUCUUGGAAUGGUCGUCAGAAGCCGAAGCUGCUAUCAAGGAUAAAGUCCCAGCGGAUGCGGAUAUUUUCUUCGUACCCGCUACUCUUAGACCAGAGACGAUGUAUGGUCAAAAUUGUUGUUUUGUCGGACCUAAGAUUACGUAUGGUGUUUUCAAAGUUUCAGAAAAGGAAUACUUCGUAAUUACCGAUCGCGCGGCAAAAAACAUGUCAUAUCAAGAUAUUUUCUCUGAAAAUGGUAAAGUCGACAAGGUUGCAGAGAUUGUUGGUUCAGCAUGUGUUGGAACCUUAGUCAAAGCUCCUCUCUCUGUGCACAAGGAUGGUAUCAGGAUACUUCCUAUGGAGUCGGUCCUUCCUACCAAAGGUACUGGAGUUGUCACCUGUGUACCAUCUGACAGUCCAGAUGAUUAUGCGACUAUCAUGGAUCUCGCGAAGAAGGCGGAGUAUUAUGGUAUCAAAAAAGAAUGGGCCGAAUUGGAAAUUAUUUCUGUCAUCAACACGCCUUCAUUUGGAGAUAUGUGCGCUCCGUUCUUGGUGAAGAAGCUCAAGAUUGCUUCACCAAAGGACAAGACAAAAUUGGAAGAGGCAAAAGAGCUUGCUUACAAGGAGGGUUACUAUCAAGGUACCAUGACAUUCGGAGAGUUCAAGGGAGAGAAGGUCGAAGUUGCCAAACCUAAGGUCAGAAAGCAAAUUAUCGACGCUGGUGAGGGCUUUGCAUACUCAGAACCCGAGCGAAAGGUCACCAGUCGAUCUGGAGAUGAUUGCUGUGUUGCAUUAAUGGAUCAAUGGUACCUUGACUAUGGAGAGGAAUCCUGGAGAAAGGAGGCCCUCGCACAUGUUGAUUCUGGUUUGAACUCUUACUCGCAAGAGACCAAAAAUGGAUUUGAAGGUGUCCUCAACUGGCUCAAUCAAUGGGCCUGUGCCAGAACUUAUGGUCUAGGAUCGAAACUUCCCUGGGAUCCUCAUUUCUUGGUUGAAAGUUUGAGUGACAGUACCAUUUAUAUGGCAUACUACACCAUUGCUCACUAUCUUCACAACGAUAUUUUCGGUAAGACUCAAGGUCUUGCUGGAAUAAAAGCAGAACAGAUGACAGACGAGAUUUGGGAUUAUGUCUUUGCUCGUCGGGAUAUCAGUGAUGAAAUCUUGAACCAGAGCAAGAUUCCAAAGGAGACUCUCGAGUCUAUGAGGAGAGAAUUCGAGUACUGGUAUCCACUUGACCUUAGAGUAUCAGGAAAGGAUCUUAUUCCUAACCAUCUCACUUUCUUCCUUUACAUUCAUAUUGCCAUAUUCCCUCCAGAGUACUGGCCAAAGGGUGUCCGUGCCAAUGGCCACUUGCUCUUGAAUGGAGAGAAGAUGAGUAAAUCUACUGGUAACUUCAUGACAUUAUUUGACAUGAUCAACAAAUAUGGUGCAGAUGCUAGUCGUAUCGCGUUGGCUGAUGCAGGAGAUGGAGUUGCAGAUGCCAAUUUCGAGGAAGACGUUGCUGAUAACAAUGUUCUCCGUCUCUACACCCUUCGAGAAUGGUGCGAAGACAUGGUCAAGGAUCAAAAUAACCUUCGUACUGGAGAGAAGAACGAUUUCCUUGAUGCGCUCUUCGAGAACGAAAUGAAUGCUAUUGUUCACGAAUGUCGUCAACAUUACGAAGCAACAGACUACAAACUUGCCCUCAAAUUGGCUCUUUAUGACUUCACAGGCGCUCGUGACUUCUAUCGUGAAGCAAGCAUCGCUGCCGGAAUCAAGAUGCAUAAAGAUCUGAUCUUCCAAUAUAUCGAGCUUCAAGCUCUCCUUCUGGCUGUUAUUGCGCCUCAUUGGUCUGAAUAUAUCUGGCUUGAGGUCCUCCACAAACCCACUACUAUUCAAAAGGCCCUUUACCCCGACGUUCCAGCCCCAAUUCCAGCUCUCAGUGCUGCUCGUGAUUACGUCCGAUCUACAUCCUCGAAUAUCACUUCUGCAGAAGCCGCUCAACAAAAGAAGAAAGCGAAAGGAAAGGACAUCGGAUACGACCUCAAGAAACCUAAGAAGCUUACCAUUUUCUCUGCCGCUAAAUUCCCUGUUUGGCAACAAAAGUACAUCGACCUUGUUCGCGAGUCUUGGGACCCAGAAACAAAGACUGCUAAUGACAAGGAACUGAAUGGAAAGAUUGCUAAGAUGGGUGAAAUGAAGAAAGCUAUGCCUUUCGUACAAGUCUUGAAGAGGAGAUUGCAAAGUGGUGAGGCUCCAGAGCAAGUUUUCGAGAGAAAGUUGGCCUUCGAUGAGAAAUCAACACUCAAGAACAUGGUAGCUGGCCUUAAAAAGGCAGCUGGACUGUCGGUGAUAGAAUUAGUCAUUGUAGAUGGUGAGGAGGGCGCAAAGAAGGGUGUUAUCGUCCCAGUUGAGGGUGGUGAGGAAAAGGAGUAUGCUACUUUGCCAAACAUGGCUGAGCAAGCAGUUCCUGGCAGCCCAACCUUCUUAUUUGAGAAUGUUGAGAUUUAAGUAGUAAAUUAGAUAUCAAAUUGAGAUAUUUUAAGUAAUUUUAUUGUCUUAAUGAUUUGAUUAAU
This is a messenger RNA of Botrytis sinoallii, 3579 nucleotides long. RefSeq lists its product as uncharacterized. Lineage: Eukaryota; Fungi; Ascomycota; Leotiomycetes; Helotiales; Sclerotiniaceae. The record is from RefSeq and is a predicted model, not a curated record. The coding region runs from base 140 to 3514 and encodes 1124 amino acids. Gene Ontology annotation, molecular function: leucine-tRNA ligase activity; aminoacyl-tRNA deacylase activity; ATP binding. Gene Ontology annotation, biological process: leucyl-tRNA aminoacylation. The transcript is spliced from 2 exons.